Messenger RNA from Megalopta genalis, 3381 nucleotides. RefSeq names its product longitudinals lacking protein-like (gene lolal). Lineage: Eukaryota; Metazoa; Arthropoda; Insecta; Hymenoptera; Halictidae. Gene Ontology annotation, molecular function: protein binding. Gene Ontology annotation, biological process: regulation of transcription by RNA polymerase II. Gene Ontology annotation, cellular component: nucleus. The record is from RefSeq and is a predicted model, not a curated record.
UUUGACCGAAUUUCUUCGACGUGAUAUUAGCCGCAACAAAAAAUUCGUAACAUUCGCGUAAAAACUUUUCGGUAGUGUAUAUAUUUUUCGCGUUCCUUUUGUGAAUCACCGUUACCUCUGAGGAUUCGGUGGUCCGUUAGCUGCUGCUUACAAAUUCGAGGAAAGAUUGUCAGGAUAUUGAGUGUCAAUAAUGGCAGAUGAACAGCAACAGUUUUUUCUUAAAUGGAAUGAUUUCCAAUCUAAUAUGGUAUCGUCGUUUAAACACUUACGAGAUGAGAAAAGUUUCACGGAUGUGACGUUAGCUUGCGAUGGUCAGACUUGUAAAGCACAUAAGAUGGUGUUGUCCGCUUGUAGUCCUUAUUUUAAGUCAUUAUUAGAGGAAAAUCCGUCCAAACAUCCCAUUAUUAUUCUAAAAGAUGUUGCAUACAGCCAUCUGCAAGCUAUUUUGGAAUUUAUGUAUGCUGGAGAAGUUAAUGUUUCGCAAGAUCAACUGCCUGCAUUUCUUAAAACAGCUGAUCGAUUGAAAGUUAAAGGAUUGGCAGAAGCACCCGGUGCCAUUAAGAGGGAAGGUUAAGCUGCACAUAUAAUUGUGGAUUUUGGGAAGCGUGCGGACUGAAAAUGAAACAAAGUGUAAUAAUGUAAAGUGAUCGCGUAAAGACAUACCACACACUAUAAAAAUGAAACACACGUUACGUGUGCACAACUCAGUGUCCUCUGGUUCAUGACUUGGAUCAACACACGGCGACAAUGUAAAUUAUGCCUUUCCUUAAUCUCAGUUAAUGUUAAUGUUGUAUUGAAUGUAUGUAUACAGAUAUGGUAGAGACGAAAUGUUGAUGUUUGUCUUGAACCCAUUGCGCCAUACCGCAAUGGCAGCAAUAACAUUAAUUAUUUUUUUAAAACAAAGUGCUGCAAAAAGAAACUAAUAAGUGGGUCACGAAUAGUUUACAAUACAUGCUGACCGGGACAGUUUUGUGGAUCAAAUGGAAAUGUUAAAAGACAACUUUGCAACUACCUGUUCUUUAAAAUGGAUGUACUGACUCAGUAUACUUUCCUACGGGUGACUUCACGGCAGAUCUAUUUGCAAGGUAUUCAAAUGUCUGCAUGUUUGUAACGAAUACUAACAAUACCAAAAAUUUUCUGCGAGUCUCCGAUUGUCGAGUGUUCAAGGAUUUUUUUAUAACUUUUUCAACGAAAUCAAGUUGGUUAACAUUUAUUUUGUUUGAUUAAACUUUACAUUGUUUCGCGCGCGCGCACACACACACACAAUAUUCUGCCAACACAUUUUUUUGGCCAGCAAGCAUGCACGAAAUUCGGAUGAUAUCGCGAAUAGAUCUGCGUCACUCCCGGCAAUCCCAAUGAAGAAUGUUAAAUCAAGUUUACUGGAAGUUGUAACAUGCGUGUCGUACAUUGCUCUCUUUUGUUGUCCAUAAAAAUUGAUAAAUCUUGUUGUUUUUUACUGCUGGAUAAAUCGCGAUCGGAACACAUUGCAAAGCGAGGAGAACAAAAAGAAAUAGAAAAAGAUAAAAGAUAAAGAAAUGUUCAUUUCACGCGUUCGAGAUCCUAUUCGGUACCAGUUACCUCUUCUAGUGAUCAUGAUUUUUUACUUAACCAAAUACUGCCAGUAUUUGUACCGGCGUAUUCACAAUAUUACCGAUAGACCAAAUUUAUUUAUGAUAAUAAUAUAUUAAGGGUUGAAUGUCUUAAAUCGAGGGAAGGUUAUUGUAAUAUAAGCGAAGCAAAUUUUUGUAAAGUUGGAGCGCACAGUUCCUUUCCCCUCCCGAUGAAUCAGGAUAAUCAGAUAGAAAUUAAAAAAAAAGAAAAAUAGACGAGGAAAUGUCAGGAAACAUUAUCGAGUCAAAAAAAAUGCAUGCAUUAGACCGCGCGCGAUCUACGCAAUAUUCAAAUGUCCAAGCGCUUUUACCGUUUCUCGUUUUUUUUUUUUAAAGUAUUAAUGAUUUUUUAAAAAUAUUCGUAUUUAUCUUUCGCUUUAUAUACUCUUUUUAUUUUUUUCUCAUUUCUCGAACAUCGAAUGCUUUUCCGGAACGGGUUCUUGGCUCUCCUUAUUCGACUUAUUUCUUGUUUCCCUUACCGCCGAUUUUUCGUCGAGUCCAAAUUACUUUUGCAGCUUGCGACAUAGAAAGAUACGACGUACACGUUGCUACGUCCGACGCUACCGAUUACUUUCGUUCCAUCACGCAUAUAUAUAUAUUAUACGGUCUCCGAACUAAUGAUCUGACGAGCCUCUGAGGUACUUCUAUAAAAACACUGAAUGCCACUAACUUAGGAUUACCGCUCGAAACCGAAGAACGGUGUACAGGAAUUUCUCGUAGUUUUUAGUCUUUAUUUAAUUCUGCGUCGGAUGUUCUUGUGACUACCAUGAUAUUCGUAAUUACCAAAACCGAGUAAAAUAAAACUGAAGAGAAAGCAGCAAAAACACGAGAUCUUUGCCGUCAAAGCAGAGUGUGAUCACAACCGUUGUUGCGACCACGAUUGACGAAUAGUACGAAAUGGGACCAGCAGCAACUAAACGUCACGGUCAUUGGAAUUGACUUUAUCAAUCUUCGUUAAUAGUUCUCCGUCGUGUGUCAAUUCUCCUCUCACAUACGUUUACUUUUCUCCGAAUGAAAGUAACCAAAAGUGGAAAGUAUAAUCUAACAAAAAAAAAAAAAAAAUACAAAACGAAAGAAACAAACGAAAAACGGAACAUCUUCACUGUCAUCCGAUAGCAAAGUCACCGAGAAAAACGAUAGAAAAAAUGGCGAUCCGUGUCUGUUCUCAGUAUUUAAGACAGCCUUUAACGUUAAGACGGUUGGGUUCAGUUCCUACAAUGACACGUUUAUCGGGCAUUUGGUGGUUGAAAUGCGAUUCGUACCGUGUGUAUUUGCUGAACUGCGAAGUUGAGGUAUAUACAUUUAUUAGAGUAGAGAGAAAUGUUAUGCGAGUGAUCGAUUCGAGAUAUGUUCGCGACUUGUUGAUAAGCCUUCUUCCUCACACUUCUCUCUCGGUUCCGUUUUAGCCGACGCUUCCGUCGAGGGUCUUCUCCACGUAAUCUCAUUAGUAAUCUUUUUAAUUUUUGUUCGUUGUUACCACUCUCUCCCCCCCCCCCCAAUUCGUUUUAAGAACGACCGAUUUGCGAUUCGUUGGUAUCGCCGAUAAAUUUGUUUGCGACAAAUCUCUCUCCAUUCUUUUUGUACUACUACUUCCUUCAAAUUGUACCAAUGUUUCUUCCCUUCUUCUUUUUCGCUUCUUACUCUCCUGUCCUAUCAUUCUUUUUUGCAAACGAUUAUACAUCGUCACAUUUUUCUAAUUAUACGACUCGAUGAUGAUUAUGAUUACAAUAUGAUGAUGUUGAGAUAUGAAAUAAAUUGUGUAAAUAUACCA